AUGCUUUCCUCACGAAACAGAAAGACGAUAAGCGGGCGAUUUAUUGUGAAAAAAGAGCCCAAAAUAAAACCUACUGUAGCUCGACGCGUGAUACGAAGAUUUCAUUUCCUUAUUGGCAAGCGACAGAUAAUUUGUAGUCGAUUAGGCGUUGUGCUAGUAAGCAGCGACGAAGAGGCGAAUAAGGGUUGCAUAGAAACAUGGGUACGAAAUUCGAAACUGCAGGAGAAGUAUGACCGCGGUAUGAAGACGCAAUCACAGCAGUUAGAGAAACAUUUACUGAAAUUACGCGACAUUUCAAAUACAGGAGUCCUUGUUGAGUUACUGGGGUACCUUAUGAAUGAGAUAUACACAAAGGGUGGACUGAAAAAUUAUCAGAUGGCCAGCACUGUGGGUCAAGAUCGAAAUCGAGGUGGUGAUUCUUCGAAGGUCUUGAUCCCGUGGUUACGCGAAUUGGGUCUGAAAAGUCAGCGCGAUCACGGUUGCGACCGUGGCAACCCGCGACGGGCACUGGAAAUUGGGUCGUUAAGCAGUAAGAACGCGAUCUCGACGUGCGGGAUCUUUGAUCCCGUGGUACGGAUUGAUUUGAACUCUACUGGUGAAGGUAUCUCAAAGCAAGAUUUCAUGGACAGACCACUGCCCAAGCACGAAUCCGAGCGGUUCGAUCUCAUAUCUUGUUCUCUGGUGCUAAAUUUCGUUCCAACACCGCAAUUGCGCGGUGAAAUGUUGAAACGAUUUAGCCACUUUUUGAAACGAGGCACAGAUCAGGCUUUUCUUUUCGUUGUGCUCCCAAGACCAUGCAUUGACAAUUCAAGACACAUGAGUGACCAGUGGUUCUCGGAAAUGAUGGAAUCGUUAAACUACAAAAAGCUGCGACGCCAUGUAACGCACAAGAUUAUCUAUUAUCUGUUUGCCGUUGCUACGAGAUUACCACCAAAACAUAUAGGAGGGAAAUUCAAGCUUAAACCUGUGGUUAAAGACGCGGCGGGAAUGAACAAUUUUGCCAUUUUACUGUGA
Molecule: messenger RNA, 1014 nt
Organism: Lachancea mirantina
Lineage: Eukaryota; Fungi; Ascomycota; Saccharomycetes; Saccharomycetales; Saccharomycetaceae
Source: the annotation of a GenBank genome assembly